AUGCCGCCCUCCCAGCUGAAGCGGCUAAAAGCCUCCCUGCGCGAACAGGGCAUCACUGGCCCGCAAAAGUCGAAGAAGCAGAAGAAGUCGCAAUCCAAGAACGCCGACCACCACGAACGGAAAGCCUCUGCGCUCGCCUCGAUUCGCGAAUCCUUCAAUCCCUUCGAGUUCAAGCACCUUGCGCGCCCUCACAAGCAUGAGUACGUCUCUGCGCAGGCUGAGAAUGCCCCCAAGAAGAUCCUCGGCCGGCCUGGCGUUACGAAGAGCGCGGGCGAAGAGGCACGAAGAAAGUCGCUGCUUCCAGAGAUGCAUCGCAAGAACAAAGUUGGAGGCAUCCUGGAUAGGCGGAUAGGCGAAGAUGACCCGACUAUGAGCUUGGAGGAUCGUGAGAUGGCGCGCUUCGAGAGAGAACAACAGCGCAAGAGAGGUGGCAAUGUGUUUGACCUCGAGGACGAUGCCGAUGAGGUGGAGCUCACCCACGGCGGACAAUCCCUCCGUUUUGACGAUGAGAUUGGUGAGGAAGACUACGACGCGGCUAGCAUUGCUGGGUCUAGCGACGGCGAAGAUGGCUUCCUGAAGAAGAAGAGGCGGAGAGACGAUGACGAUGAAGAUGGCGAAGUGGACGGCGAAGCGGCUGCAGAUCAGCCAGAGCGGAAGAAGAGCAAGGCAGAGGUCAUGAAGGAAGUCGUGGCCAAGUCAAAGCAGCACAAAUACGAGCGUCAGGCACAAAAAGAGGACGACGACGAGCUGCGCGACGAACUCGACAAGGACCUCAACGACGUUCUGUCUGCCUUGCGAGGACACAUCAACAAGAAGCCCGAGCCCGAGAAGCCAAAAGACCCCCAAGUCAACGAGUUUGGCAUGAACGCCGACCGCGCUGCGCUCCUCGCUGGAACCACACAACAAGACAAGGACCGAGAAUACGACAAGCGCGUGCGCCUGCUGAUGCAAGAUGAGCGAGCGAAGCCAACGGAGCGGACAAAGACGGAAGAGGAGAAGGCCAAGGAAGAGGCCGACCGCUUGAAGGAGCUCGAACAGAAGCGGUUGCAGAGGAUGCGAGGAGAGCCAGUCAGCGAUGACGAAGAGCCACGCAAGAAUGGUGCCGAGGAGUCAGAAGAGGAUGAAGAUGAAGAUGAAGACGAUCUUGCCGAUGACGCUGCCGAGUUCGGUCUGAAACUACCAGGCCAACUGAGACCAGAAGGCGUUGAAGAUGAGGACGACUUCAUCAUGGACGAUGAUCUCGUGGCUACGGACUCGGAAGCAGAUAUGUCUGACGAUGAGUCUGAUGCUGGCUCUGCGAUUGACGACACCAUGGCCAUGGAUGAAGAGGAUGCAGACUUUUUGAAGCACGUCAUGCCAGAGCGGAAAGAGCAGCCCAAGGCCGUGAACGGUGUGCUUACACUCUCUGCCGAGCCUUCGUCAAAAUUGGCCUUUACAUACGCGUGCCCGCGGUCUCACGAGGAGCUGCUGAAGGUUUUCAAGGAUGUUGCUCCCAACGAUACCUCCACUGUCAUUCAGCGGAUACGUGCGCUCUACCAUGCUGGACUACACCAAGACAAUAAGCACAAGCUUGCCGACUUUGCAUGCGCGCUUAUUGAUCACGUCUCCUACCUGUCGAACCAGACGCCCGCUGCAUCGUUGGCUGUCAUCGAAGCCAUCAUCCGUCAUAUCCAUUCCAUGACGCGGUCAUACCCAGUUCAGAUUGCUACCAAAAUCCGACAACACUUGAAGCAGCUUCAGAUAUCGAAUGACCCAACUCCGGGCGAUUUGGCUCUGCUUGCAGGCAUUGGCUCCAUCUUCCCCACCUCUGACCACUUUCACCAAGUCGUCACUCCCGCCAUCACUCUCAUGGCUCGAUGGAUGGGACUUACCUCACCUGCUUCUACUAAAGAUGUUGCAACCGGUGCAUGCAUCGGUGCGCUGUGUCUGCAAUACCAAAGGCUAUCGAAGCGAUACAUCCCCGAGUUCAUCCGCUACACCGGACUGUCCCUCAAAUCAGAGCACGCCACACCCACUCUCCUGGCCGCCCACAGCAAGAACGUCAUCACAGCCGCCGAACUCUGGAGCGCCUCAACCGCCUUCAUCGAGAUCUUCACUCCGCUGCUCGCCCCCCUCAAAUCCGCCAACCAAACCUCCACCCACCAAAACCUCCUCGCCCGCCUCUCCCUCGCGCGCUCAAAACGGCGACCACUCCUCCUGCACCACCACCGCCCCCUCCCCAUCAAAUCCAGCAUUCCCAAAUUCGAAGAGUCCUUCGAUCCCAACCGCCACUACGACCCAGACAAGGAGCGCUCGGAAGCCAAGAAGCUGCAGAAGGAGUACAAGCGCGAGAGGAAAGGUGCGCUCAGGGAGUUGCGCAAGGAUGCCAAUUUCAUUGCGAGAGAGACGCUCAAGGAGAAGAAGGAGAAGGAUAAGGCGUAUGAGACGAAGUAUAGGAGGCUUGUGGCGGAGAUUCAGGGUGAGGAGGGGAGGGAGAAGAAUGCUUAUGAUCGGGCGAAGAAGGCUAGGAAGAGUGGUAGAUAG
This is a messenger RNA of Alternaria ethzedia, 2523 nucleotides long. RefSeq lists its product as uncharacterized. The transcript has a single exon. The record is from RefSeq and is a predicted model, not a curated record. Gene Ontology annotation, cellular component: nucleolus; Noc4p-Nop14p complex; small-subunit processome. NCBI's taxonomy places the organism in Eukaryota, Fungi, Ascomycota, Dothideomycetes, Pleosporales, Pleosporaceae. Gene Ontology annotation, biological process: maturation of SSU-rRNA. The coding region runs from base 1 to 2523 and encodes 840 amino acids.